CAACCACGCCUCCCUCUCCUCUCCCACCUUUUCGGGCUCUUUACAUUUCCUCCUUUCCAAACAAUCAAAACACUACACGUCUCACUCUCUCUCGCUCUCUAAAUUCUCAUUUUUUCUCUCUGUUUUUUCAAAAAAAAACUUUCUCUGUUCACGUAUAACCAGAAGGAGGCGCCUAAGGACUGUUUGUUUUUUGAGAAAAUUUCUGAAGAGAAUCUAAAGUGAGUGAAAAUGAACGGCUUGAGUUUAUUUAAGAGAGCUUCUAGAGCUUUCGAUGACUAUCCUUCACUCGCUAAACUCAUUGUCGUUUGCACCGUCAGUGGUGGGGGCUAUGUAGCAUAUGCAGAUGCAAAUUCAUCGAAUGGUGCACAUGCUGUUGCACCACCUGUACCGGAGAUCAGGAAAAAGAAGGUGGUGGUGAUUGGAACUGGUUGGGCCGGAACCAGUUUCUUGAAGAAACUGAAUAAUCCCUCGUAUGAUGUUCAGGUGAUAUCACCUCGGAACUACUUUGCAUUCACUCCUUUGUUACCAAGUGUUACGUGUGGUACGGUGGAGGCUCGUAGCAUUGUCGAACCAAUUCGUAGCAUUGUCAGGAAGAAAAGUGUUAGCGUUAGUUACUGUGAAGCUGAAUGUUUCAAGAUUGAUGCAGAAAACAAGAAAGUUUAUUGUCGACCUAAUCCGGACUCCAGUAUGAAUGGGAAAGAAGAAUUUGCUGUGGAUUACGACUAUCUCGUAAUAGCCAUGGGAGCCCGUCCGAACACAUUCAACACACCCGGUGUAGUAGAGCAUUGCAAUUUCCUGAAGGAAGUUGAAGAUGCUCAGCGGAUCCGUCGUUCUGUUAUUGAUUCGUUUGAGAAGGCAAGUUUGCCGACUCUAAGUGAUGAAGAGAGGAAGAGAAUUCUUCAUUUUGUAGUUGUUGGUGGUGGACCAACAGGAGUGGAGUUUGCUGCUGAGCUUCAUGAUUUUGUCAAUGAUGAUUUAGUCAAACUAUAUCCUGCAGCCAAAGAUUUCGUACAAAUAACAAUUCUUGAAGCAGCAGAUCAUAUUUUGAACAUGUUUGACAAAAGAAUCACAGAUUUUGCAGAAAAGAAGUUCCAUAGAGAUGGCAUCGAUGUGAAGCUAGGGUCCAUGGUUGUGAAAGUAUCUGAUAAAGAAAUCUCUACUAAAGUAAGGGGGAAUGGUGGUGAAAUUACUGCCAUACCAUAUGGAAUGGUCGUCUGGUCAACUGGAAUUGGAACUCAUCCUGUCAUAAGGAGUUUUAUGCAGCAAAUUGGUCAGACUAAUAGGCGUGCUUUAGCAACUGAUGAAUGGCUGCGAGUUGAGGGAUGCAAUAGCAUAUAUGCACUUGGUGAUUGUGCUACAAUUAACCAACGCAAAGUCAUGGAGGAUAUUGCAGCAAUAUUUAAGAAGGCAGACAAGGACAAUUCUGGAACCCUAACAGUAAAAGAAUUUCAAGAAGUCAUUGAUGACAUUUGUGAAAGAUAUCCUCAAGUGGAGCUAUAUUUGAAGAACAAGAAAAUGCGUGACAUUGCUGAUCUCUUGAAGAUGGCUAAAGGAGAUGUUGCAAAAGAAGCAAUUGAACUGAAUAUUGAAGAGUUUAAGAAAGCCCUUUCUGAAGUUGAUUCCCAGAUGAAGAAUCUUCCAGCCACAGCUCAGGUUGCAGCUCAGCAAGGCACUUAUCUUGCUAAUUGCUUCAACCGUAUGGAAGAGGCUGAAAAAAAUCCUGAAGGUCCUAUCAGGUUCAGGGAAGAAGGUCGCCAUCGAUUCCGUCCCUUUAGAUACAAGCACUUAGGGCAAUUUGCUCCAUUGGGAGGAGAACAAACAGCAGCACAGCUUCCUGGUGAUUGGGUUUCAAUUGGCCACAGCUCUCAGUGGCUUUGGUAUUCUGUCUAUGCAAGCAAGCUAGUCAGUUGGCGCACCAGGGCGUUGGUGAUAACAGACUGGACAAGGCGUUCCGUCUUUGGAAGAGAUUCCAGUCGCAUUUGAGCAGCUAUCAGCAGGUCGCAAGGUUCCCCAUUUGGCAGAAUUAUAUUGCAUACUUUGUUAGCACCACUUUGGCAAUCAUAAAUUUUUUUGCUUUCAGAUCAUCUUUCAUUAACCAAACUGUUGAAUAAACAAAGCCCAUACCGCUUACAAUUUAUCAAAUCUGGAGAGGUAAAUUGUAUAAUUUGCGUGUGAAGAUCUCGACAUUACCCUUGGUGGUACACAGUUUUGGCAUUAGCGAGUGCCACGUUUUGUGGCCAAAAUUACUUAGAAA
Molecule: messenger RNA, 2254 nt
Organism: Populus trichocarpa (black cottonwood)
Lineage: Eukaryota; Viridiplantae; Streptophyta; Magnoliopsida; Malpighiales; Salicaceae
Product: external alternative NAD(P)H-ubiquinone oxidoreductase B2, mitochondrial
Exons: 10
Coding region: 229-1983 (584 amino acids)
Molecular function (GO): NADH dehydrogenase activity; calcium ion binding
Source: RefSeq, a predicted model, not a curated record